This is a messenger RNA of Vicia faba (fava bean), 636 nucleotides long. The record is from the annotation of a GenBank genome assembly. NCBI's taxonomy places the organism in Eukaryota, Viridiplantae, Streptophyta, Magnoliopsida, Fabales, Fabaceae.
AUGGAGAAAAAAGUUGUGGCUGUGUGCUGCGUUGUGGGUUUCUUAGGGCUCUUGUCAGCUGCAACUGCCUUUGCUGCUGAAGCAACAAGGAUUAAGGGUUAUCAAAUUCAGUUUAUCUCACCAAAUCAGUGCACGUAUCCUCGAAGUCCAGCUCUACCUCUUGGUUUAACUGCGGCACUGACUCUUAUGAUUUCUCAAAUUCUCAUAAAUCUUUCAACUGGGUGCAUUUGUUGCAGAAGAAAUUUGCGAAUCCCUGAUUCCAGUUGGACAGUGGCACUGGCCUGCUUUGUUUUAUCCUGGUUCACAUACUUAAUCGCAUUUCUCCUGUUGCUAACUGGUGCUGCACUGAACGAUCAACGUGGAGAAGAGAGUGUAUACUUUGGAACCUACUACUGUUAUGUUGUCAAACCUGGAGUUUUUGCUGGUGGUGCAAUGUUAUCUCUUGCAAGUGUUGCAUUUGGAAUCAUCUAUUACAUUACCAUAAUGGAGGGAAAGAAUGCUAGCAAUCCUUUUGGUAAUUCCUUAAACCCUAAUCAAGGGGCUAUAGCCAUGGGACAACCACAGAUUCCUACUCAAACCAGUCAAGACCCGGUAUUCGUGCACGAAGACACAUACAUCAGGCGACAGUUCACAUGA